GCAUGCAGCAGGAGGCCGUUGAGGGAUCCAGCAGCUGGUAGUGAGUUGCUAGAGCGCCGAGCAGGCAGCAGCUAACGGUCAACAGAGCACACACAUUUCCUACUCCAUGUGAGAAAAACGGAGCCGUCUAGCACACAGGCGACAGAAAAAUAUGCUGUUCGGACGCCUGACGAGUCACCGCACCGGCUUUUGAGUCAUCAUUGUCACCCGGUCUUCAUUUUGGAGGAUUCCUCCCUCCAUCCUCCGGAUCGCACCAGACAGGCAAUGACAACGGUCUCAGCAACCCCGCAGCAGAUGAGGGACCGGCUGCUGCAGGCCAUCGACAGUCAGAGCAAUAUAUGCAAUAUGGUGGCUGUAUUGGAGGUAAUUUCCUGUCUUGAGAAGUAUCCUAUCACCAAAGAAGCACUUGAGGAAACACGACUUGGAAAAUUGAUCAAUGAUGUAAGGAAGAAGACCAAGGAUGAAGACCUUGCCAAGCGUGCUAAGAAACUCUUAAGGAAUUGGCAAAAGCUGAUUGAACCUGGGCCAGCUGUGGCCACGAGUGCCCCUGGGUCUACCAAUGGCAGUUCUCAUCCAUGCAGAACCGAGGCCUCUCCUCCUGACAUCUCUGUGUCAGGGAAGGGUGUGCCUGAAGUCAAAAUCAGAAACGAUGUUCACAACACGUACUCGCCAAAAGCUGAGAAAUCAAGCAGCCGCAAACGCCGAGCAGAGCACAGAGACAGUGGAGUGCACUUACCAGAAAAAAUCUCCAAGAUGUCCUCAUAUGAUAACUCUGUUUCAUCACCACCCACCAAUGGGAUUGCAGGCAGUCCUGAUGCCCCGCCUGAACAGCAAGUUGUCCCGUCUCCUGACAGAUCUCGGAUAGAGCACCUUGAUAAUGAUAAAAUUAACAGAAUUCCGGUGAAUGCGGUCAAGCCUCGCCCCAGCUCCCCUGGAGUGGCCAAACUACCUAGCACUUCCUCUAUGAUCAAGGUUGCUGUGAUGCAGCAACAGGCCAGAUUGGAUGAAGGAGGAGGAGGGGCAUAUUAUCAAGCCAAAAGUCCCCGUGGCCUCACUACCAGUCCAAGGAGCAUGAAGCAAGACACAGUGACCAAGCGCUCUUCAGCAUACGCACCGAAAGGAACGCCUAUCCCAAGCCCUUCCUCAAGGGACUCUCCCCUGUCUUUGCCCCAGUCUGUAUCCUCCCCAGCCCAAGCAUCUUACGCUGACAAGCUGCCACAUUCUUCUCACAGAUCUUCAAUGCACUGGGCCAGUUCGUCAGAAGUUCCCUCUCAUUGCCCACCACAUGACAUAUCUGCAACACUGGAAUCCCCUUCAGUCUCCCCUUCGCCCUCUCAUCCCCAACACAACUCAGAACUGUACAGACCAACAUCUGAGGGCGCCAUGUCUAUGUCUGAUGACACAGAUGGGACAACGGUCCCCAACUUGGAGCAUAAAAGGAGGAAGUACAGAUCAAGAGACUACUCUGUCAACUUAGAUGGCCAGAAAAUAGAAGACACGACUAAGCCUGUACGGUUAAAAGAACGCAGACUAACGUUUGACCCUGUCACAGGUCAGAUCAAACCUCUGAUCCAUAAAGAACCUUCUCAAACAGAGGAAGCCCCCACUCCUGACCCUGCUGAGUCUAGGCAGAGAACUGAAAUUACUGUACAACAGCCAGCUGCCCCAGCUCCAGCCCCAACUCCAGCCCCAGCUUCAGCCCCAACUCUAGCUCCUGCUCCUGCUCCUGCUCCUGCCCCAGCCCCAGGUACCGGCCCGAACCCUUUCCAUCAAACGAACUGGAAGGAGCUGUCCAGAAACGAAAUCAUCCAGUCCUACUUGAACCUUCAGAGCAAUGUGCUCACCUCCUCAGGGGUCCAGGCCCCUAGUGCACACUUUUUCAUGUCAGAGUAUCUGAAAAGGGAAGAACAGGAGAUCAAGGACUCACGGAAGAUACAUGUUCUGCAGACGGACAGUUCAGUAGGGGAUUUACCGGGCGUGAGCCGGGAGGUAAUGGAGGAGGACCUGGGCAGGAUACACACACAGCACUGGCCAGGGGUGAACGGUUGUUACGACACCAAGGGCACCUGGUAUGAUUGGACAGAGUGCAUAUCAUUGGACCCUCAUGGGGAUGAAAGCAAAUUGAACAUCCUGCCAUAUGUUUGCCUAGACUGAGGGGUUUGGGAAGGUUGCUGUCCUUUUCCACUCCUUUCUUUGUCUCACCGCAGAGACAAGAUACUUUGUGAUUUUGUUUGUCCACUGUGAGUUCGGCAAAAGCCAGGCCUGCUAAACUCCCCCACCCCUGCCCCAAGCCUCUUCCUCUUUCUGUGAUAAUCUGUUGAUAUUGGUAUAAAAAGGGUAAAAAUUAAAAGAAUAGUUGAGUUUGUAAUACCAAGGGCUGUUUCUGUUUUAUUUUUCAAACUGAAAGCCACAGGAAUGAUGAGGCCCUACCUGCAGAGUGCUGCUACUAACACUGACGGCAAGAAAGAGACAACAGAAUUAUCCCAGAUGAUCGGAAAUGGUGUUGUGAUGUGAAUUAUUGAUGUUCUGAUUCGUACCUCUAUUUCAGGCUCACUGGGAUGAUACUGUUUUCUUUUUUCAUUACCUUCUAGUUUCUACUGAGGAAUUACAAUCUAGAGUUAAAUUUGAGGGAAGGCUGGGGUUUAGCUGUCCUGUCCAGAUCGCCAUGUUGGUGCCCAGAAAGGUGUAGAGUGCAUCUAGCACAGGUAGAGCUGAACAUGUCCAGAGUUUGAAAUACUGGAGCAUAUUUGGCAGUUACAAGAAGCUUUAUGUGAGAUAUAAAGAGUAAAUUAUAAAUUUCUUAUCAUGUAUACAUCUAUUUAUUUUGACCAGUUCAUUAAUGGGAUGUUCAUCCAGACACACUUUCAGAAACCUAUCAAUCUGUUUAUGUUUUGCUUUUUUGUUUCUGUUUGCAUCACAGUGUUGUCAGCCUAAUCUUCAAUGUUAAAGGGGCAUGCAGAUGCUUUUUGCAGGGUCUUUCUUAAAGAUUGGCCGAUGCAUUUGGUCAUAAACAUUCCAUACUCCACCCUUCACCCUUUCACUCUCUCCAUCUCAUCACACAGCCUCAUAUGUCCAUGCCAUCUCAACUCUCAAGAAGAAAUUCUUCAAAAAUCCCUUGGUGUCAACUGAGUGGAUCAAAAUAAUUUGGUGCUAAUUUGAAGUUAAUUCAGCGAUAAUGAAAAACUGGCCACUAAUUCUCUCUCAAGACUAAAAUAUUAAAGAAUGUCAAAUCAGAUCAAUAAUUGCAUAGAGGCAACGGAUGGUGGGACUCACUUUGUUUCCAUUCCUUUAGAUAUUGUUUGCCUCCUGGAAUUCCUUCACAACCUUUUUCUGAGUUCAACAGCCUUAGUGAAUGUACAGGAUUGAGACUUAUUAUGCAGUUGACAACUUGUGGGUCAUUUCAUCACAGACUUAAUUCAAGUGUGAAUAGCGGCCGACGCUCCCACAAUUUAUCUGCCGAUUGUUUCUUCAGAGUCUCAGACACAUUCAACGUUUUAGCAGCUGCUUCCGAGAAUUGAGAAAACUUAUAGGACGCUGUUUGAGGUAGCAUUUCUUUUGCUUCCAUUUUUGAAUACAGCCACCAUGAAAGGGAGCGAGAGAUAAAGCUGUGGGCAUCAGAUUUCUUUGCAUUUUCCAUGUGGUAACUUGAGCUUAAUUUUGAUUUCCCUUUAUCCUCAUCAGUCUCUACCACAUUUUCUCACGACUUAAAUUAAGAUUGGCUUCUGUGCAGCCUCUCUGUCCAUACAUCCUUUCAGUCAUUCAUCCCUACCAAUGUGCCUUGGUAAAUGGUAAGUCUGGAUUUGCUUCCGCAUAAGAUUCACCUGUCCACGGAGCCAGGUUUACGUGGGAGCAUUCCAAAUCCCGUGAUCAAUACGACGCUGUUAUAUGCACCAUUUCUGUUACCUUUUGUACACAUUGAUCUAGUGAGGGUGAAGCUGCAGACAAUGAGAAACUGCACAACAACACAGCUGGCAAUAAAGGAAAAGUGCUACAAGUGGUUGAUUAGAAUCUGUUUUCUGGAGUUUUGACUGGGGCAUCUUUAUUUGUUCAGUGUUUAACAUCUCUCAAUUGUUUGAAAAAUAAAAUGAUCUAAA
Molecule: messenger RNA, 4094 nt
Organism: Chelmon rostratus (copperband butterflyfish)
Lineage: Eukaryota; Metazoa; Chordata; Actinopteri; Chaetodontiformes; Chaetodontidae
Gene: crsp7
Product: cofactor required for Sp1 transcriptional activation, subunit 7
Exons: 3
Coding region: 265-2154 (629 amino acids)
Biological process (GO): positive regulation of gene expression; regulation of transcription by RNA polymerase II
Cellular component (GO): nucleus; core mediator complex; mediator complex
Molecular function (GO): transcription coregulator activity
Source: RefSeq, a predicted model, not a curated record